Messenger RNA from Zingiber officinale, 1325 nucleotides. RefSeq names its product protein Brevis radix-like 1. The record is from RefSeq and is a predicted model, not a curated record. The transcript has 4 exons. NCBI's taxonomy places the organism in Eukaryota, Viridiplantae, Streptophyta, Magnoliopsida, Zingiberales, Zingiberaceae. Bases 81 to 1073 code for a protein of 330 amino acids.
UUAAGCUUUCUUCUUCCUCUUUGGCGUUCCGGAUCUCUUCUCCUCCUUCCUUUCUCGGCCGAUCUCUUCCCUUCUCCCAUAUGUUGACCUGCAUUUCCUGCCCUAAGCAGUUUGGCCGAGGCCGAGCGCCGUUCUACGACUCCGACGACGAUGACGCCGUCAAUGAAAUCAGUCCUCAAAUUAAGGAUAUGACUUCCGGAGCGACGGAGCAUGGACGGCGCCGACACCAUCAAGGAUCCAGAUUCACCAAAUCGGAGGGAGUGUUGACGCCGAGAACUGCGGCUGCGAAGUGGCGAGAGAUGGAGGCGCGGAUGCGGUGGCUUUCCAUCGGCGAGAGGACGCCUUCGGUCAGCGGCCGGACGGAGGCUUCGUCGGCGUUUCUUGAGGACGGAGAGGACGAGGAACCCAAGGAGUGGGUGUCCCAGGUUGAGCCCGGGAUACUGAUCACCUUCCUCUCGCUUCCACAAGGCGGUAACUAUGUCAGAAAGAUCAGAUUCAGUCAAGACAUGUUUGACCAGUAUCGAGCCCAAAAGUGGUGGGAAGAAAAUUAUGAGGAUGUCAUGGAACUAUACAAUGUCCAGAGAUUCAAUAACCAGGCCAUGCCUCUUCCCACACCACCAAGAUUCGAGGACGAAGUUAAAAAAGGCUGUGCAUUGGAAUGUUCAUCAUCAGAUUCACUUGAGCAACACAAAAGUUGCAGGGGCCAUUACAAUUCCCAUCAACACAGCCACUGCUACGACUCAAGCAUCUUAACUACAACACCAAAGCUGUCGAGCACCAGUGGUUCAAAGACAGAAACAUCAUCCACAGAUGCAUCAACAAGAGCAAGUUCUUCGCCAGAGGAACUGGAUCAGUCUGAGGAGAUCUUCUCAUCUGUGAACAAUGCUAGUGAUAUGGAAAGGGAGUGGGUGGAAGAGGAUGUACCUGGUGUGUAUAUCACAAUCCGUGAAUUACCAAGAGGAAUCCGAGAGCUUUGCCGUGUCAGAUUCAGCCGGGAGAAAUUUGGAGAGAUGCAUGCUAGGUUGUGGUGGGAGGAGAAUCGUGCCAGAAUACGACAACAAUAUCUUCGAUAAAAGAUGUCAAAAACUUCCCUUAUAUCAAUUCAAGCUAACAAUUUUCAGUCGGUGUGUACUCGUGAAAUGUAACUUUGUUGCUUGAGUUUUGAAUAAUUUCCUGCUGCUUUGUCAAAUGACCAGAAUGAGGAUUCAUAAGAGAUUGGGGUUUUGCUCAAAUGAAUGCCAAUCAGUGUUAUCUCUUUGUGAUUGAGAGGGUGUGUAGUGUAUAAUCCUGCCCCAACAGUUGGUUUUCUGCUUUCCGAAUGAUUA